AUGGUCACUGGGUUGUAUACUGGAGGAUAUGAAGAGGUUUGGGCGGAACUGAAGCGUCGCUAUGACAACGCCUAUCUGCUGUCACAAACCCAUGUGCAACGUAUACUAGCUUUGCCAACUGAUCCACGCGACACACAGAAGGUGCUCCGUGAUAUCAUCGACUGUGUACGUAACAGCUUUCGUACAUUAUCUGUCAUGGGGUUGCCGGUAACACAAUGGGAUGCGCUUGCGAUUCCAAUAUUGCUGCCAAAGCUGCCGGUAGCAGCAAGAAAUGAUUGGGGCAUGAGCCUCAAAGACAACGAUAUUCCCAGAUUGGAAGAUUUAUUGAGUUUCAUCGAGCGUCGCGCGAUGAAUAUGCCGGCUGCAUCGUCUGUGUCGCAGGGUGUGAUCACCUCUUCACGACAUACGGCACAACGUGGGGCUGGAGCACACCUAGCGUCUGCACAAGCGAAUGGUGCGAAUACUUCAAGUUGUCCACAUUGUUCGGAGAACCAUCGUCUUGCCAAAUGUCAUCGCUGGCAGAAUCUUGCAGUAACGUCUCGUUGGGAGACCGUUCGACGUUUGCGCCUUUGCUUCAACUGUCUGCGUGACGGCCAUGUCACGCGUGAUUGUUCAGUGGGAGUUUGUACGGUUUGCCGCCAAAAACAUCAUACACUUCUUUGUCGCAGUCCGACUGUUGGUGCGGGUACUAGCAUGGCCGCCACUUCCCACCAAAUGGAGUCAUCGAAUUCUAAGCCAGAACCUACAGUAUCGCAGCCUCAGGUCUUCCCACGCAGUGAACAACAGUCAGAUGUAAUUCAGUCCUUCUUGGUUCAUGGUGAUCACGUCGUGUUGUUAGCCACUGCGCAGGUUUUGCUCGCUGAUCAUCAGGGUAACCUACAUAAAUGCAGAGCUUUGUGUGAUAUGGGAUCUCAGGUGAGCUUUUUAUCAGAACCUAUGUUUCAUCGUUUGAAUCUUCGUAGAGGAUGCUGUGUCAUGACUAUUGAAGGCGUCGGCCAAAACUCAACAUACACUAAGGGCGUUACCACCCUUAACCUGCAUUCGAGGAUUGAUGAAGGGGUCGACAUUAGCUUCGACGCUUACAUUUUGAAUUCGAUCACUUCAUCGACACCCGCGAUUCCUGUAAACACAGCCGCCUAUGAGUACUUAAGUGGUCUACAACUGGCUGACCCUACAUUUGGUUUACCGGGGUGCAUCGAUUUGCUUAUCGGUGCUGACAUUUGGAGCACCAUCCUCCAAGAUGGAGUGGUAUCAGAAGGCUGUGAUAAACCAUGUGCAUUGCGUACUCGACUCGGGUGGAUUGUGUUGGGCCCGACUAAUGCCAAAUCAUAG
Messenger RNA from Rhagoletis zephyria (snowberry fruit fly), 1332 nucleotides. RefSeq lists its product as uncharacterized. Gene Ontology annotation, molecular function: zinc ion binding; nucleic acid binding. Lineage: Eukaryota; Metazoa; Arthropoda; Insecta; Diptera; Tephritidae. The record is from RefSeq and is a predicted model, not a curated record.